Pogona vitticeps (central bearded dragon) is the source of this 1214-nucleotide messenger RNA. RefSeq names its product NME/NM23 family member 5 (gene NME5). Gene Ontology annotation, molecular function: nucleoside diphosphate kinase activity. Gene Ontology annotation, biological process: GTP biosynthetic process; cilium movement; CTP biosynthetic process. Gene Ontology annotation, cellular component: cilium. NCBI's taxonomy places the organism in Eukaryota, Metazoa, Chordata, Lepidosauria, Squamata, Agamidae. The record is from RefSeq and is a predicted model, not a curated record.
UGGAGUGAAUAGCUAGAUAGUGUAGUCACGUCACCUACUGCAACCAGUGCUUCCUUCUGUACUGUGUACUCCAACAGAGAGUGGAAAGGAGCAGAAGAAUACGCACGCUCCUCUCGCACAGAUGCUCAUCUUCAUGGCUGUUUCCUCUUCUGAAGAUCAAGCCAGGAGAGCCCGUCCAAGGCCCGUUCCCAGACGGAGCUUCUCGGCUUCCGUACGCGCCUGCUUGGCUCGCAGGCUCCUUCGUUGCCCUGGCAACGGUAUCCGAAGCGAGGCGGCUUAACUGGCAGAGAAUCCAAUCUCAUUCUCACAGUGGAUGGAAGUGGGCAGAGAAAGCAGGUGGUGUUUCAAGCUGCCAGCAGGCCCUGGCACACUUGCCUGGGAGUCAGUCCUAUUUGGGAAAAGGGGACUAACGUCUGACUGGAACAUUACUAGGACUGCACUACACGCCUGUAAUCCUAAUUUCUUACUCAACCCUCAAAUCCCAGCGAAUGUAGCAGGAUUUACUUUGACAGAAGAAGACCUGAAUUUUAAUAGCAAAAAUGCAAAUGUUAAUGCCUGAACCUCAAAUUUACGUUGAAAGAACUUUGGCAAUCAUUAAGCCAGAUAUCAUCAAUAAAGAAGUAGAAAUAGAAGAUAUAAUUCUCAGAUCAGGAUUCACCAUUGUUCAGAAACGAAAGCUCCAUUUAAGCCCAGAGCAGUGUAGCAACUUCUAUGUAGAACAAUAUGGAAAAAUGUUUUUUCCUAACUUGACAGCUUAUAUGAGUUCUGGGCCUUUAAUUGCAAUGGUUCUUGCUCGGCAUAAAGCUGUCUCUUACUGGAAGGAACUGCUGGGACCCUCAAGUAGCAUAGUCGCUAAAGAAACGUAUCCUGACAGUUUAAGAGCAAUCUAUGGGACAGAUGAUCUGAGGAACGGACUGCAUGCCAGUGCCAGUUUUUCCUCAGCCGAAAGAGAAAUCCGGUUCAUGUUUCCUGAAGUGGUCAUUGAACCAAUCCCAGUUGGGCAAGCUGCUAGGGAUUACCUAAACCUUUACGUCAUUCCUACACUGCUGAAGGGACUUACAGCUCUGUGUAAGAAGAAGCCAGCAGAUCCAUUUACUUGGCUGGCUGAUUGGUUAAUUGAGCAUAAUCCCAACACACCUAAGCUGCAACAUAAUGUGAUUGUAGAGGAACCCUAAAAACGCAAUUUUAGAACUCAUUAAAAAGUGUCAAAGAUA